This is a messenger RNA of Hevea brasiliensis (rubber tree), 3298 nucleotides long. RefSeq names its product dynamin-2A. Gene Ontology annotation, cellular component: membrane; microtubule; cytoplasm. Lineage: Eukaryota; Viridiplantae; Streptophyta; Magnoliopsida; Malpighiales; Euphorbiaceae. The transcript has 22 exons. The record is from RefSeq and is a predicted model, not a curated record. The coding region runs from base 241 to 2982 and encodes 913 amino acids. Gene Ontology annotation, molecular function: GTPase activity; microtubule binding; GTP binding.
AUUCCAUCACAAACCAAAACCAAAAAAGCCAACAUAAAGCAUCUUUUCAACUGCAUUUGGGUUCGUCAUAAUUACUUCUCAUUUCUCAAUUUUUUGAUUUCAAUCUUCCUUCUUCAGAUCCAAACUUAGGGUUUCUCUUCAAUUCGAUCUCUAUUUUCAUACGCAAAAUUUGUGCCUCUUUGGUUUGGAAUCUGUAAAUCCAUAGAAGUAUAGAUUGAUAGUUAGAUUGAGAUAUUGAAUAUGGAAGCGAUCGAAGAAUUGCAACAGCUAUCGGAGUCUAUGAGGCAAGCCUCUUCGUUGCUUGCAGAUGAAGAUAUUGAUGAAACGACGACGUCUUCCUCCUCCAGACGAUCCUCCACUUUCCUAAAUGUCGUCGCUCUUGGCAAUGUUGGCGCUGGUAAAUCUGCUGUAUUGAAUAGUCUCAUUGGACACCCUAUUUUGCCAACUGGUGAAAAUGGUGCAACUCGGGCCCCAAUAAGCAUUGAUUUGAAUAGAGAUAGUUCAUUAAGCAACAAGUCAAUCGUUUUACAAAUUGAUAAUAAAUCUCAGCAAGUUUCUGCAAGUGCUCUUCGGCAUUCUCUACAGGACAGGCUAAGCAAGGGUUCCUCAGGCAGGAGUCGUGAUGAAAUAUAUCUGAAACUGCGCACUAGCACAGCUCCGCCAUUGAAAUUGACUGACUUGCCGGGAUUGGAUCAAAGAAUCGUGGAUGAUUCACUGCUCAGUGAAUGUGUUGAACACAACGAUGCUAUUUUGCUAGUUAUAAUUCCUGCUGUUCAGGCACCAGAAAUUUCAUCUUCUAGAGCCCUUAGAAUCGCGAAGGAAUAUGAUGCCGAGAGUACUAGAACAAUUGGUGUUAUUAGUAAAGUCGAUCAAGCAGCUACAGAGUCUAAAGCUCUUGCUGCUGUUCAGGCACUCCUCCUGAAUCAGGGACCUCCCAAAACAUCUGAUAUUCCAUGGGUUGCAUUGAUUGGCCAAUCUGUUUCCAUCGCUUCAGCACAGUCUGGAGGUGCUUCAUCUGAGAAUUCUUUAGAAACAGCUUGGCGUGCUGAGAGUGAAAGUCUAAAAUCUAUAUUGACUGGAGCCCCCCAAAGCAAGCUUGGGAGAUUAGCUUUGGUGGAAGCUCUUGCUGGUCAGAUUCGUAAUCGUAUGAAACUUAGGCUUCCCAAUCUUCUGUCUGGGCUUCAGGGGAAGUCUCAAAUAGUUCAAGAUGAACUUGUAAGGCUUGGUGAGCAAAUGGUUAGCAGUUCUGAAGGUACAAGAGCUUUAGCUUUGGAACUCUGCCGUGAGUAUGAGGACAAAUUCCUCCAGCAUCUUACAGGUGGUGAAGGUAACGGCUGGAAGGUUGUUGCAAGUUUUGAGGGAAAUUUCCCAAAUCGGAUCAAGCAACUCCCUUUAGAUAGGCAUUUUGACAUGAACAAUGUCAAAAGGAUUGUUCUUGAAGCGGAUGGUUAUCAACCUUAUCUUAUAUCCCCAGAGAAAGGGUUAAGGUCCUUAAUAAAAGGUGUUCUAGAGCUGGCAAAGGAGCCUGCACGCCUAUGUGUAGAUGAGGUUCAUCGUGUGCUGGUGGAUAUAGUAUCUGCUGCAGCAAAUGCAACUCCUGGUCUUGGAAGAUAUGCUCCCUUUAAGAGAGAGAUUGUGGCAAUUGCAAGUGCUGCACUUGAUGGGUUUAAAAAUGAAGCUAAAAAGAUGGUGGUAGCCCUAGUGGAUAUGGAGCGUGCAUUUGUUCCACCUCAACACUUUAUCCGAUUGGUUCAGAGACGAAUGGAUAGGCAGCGCCGUGAGGAAGAGAUAAAGAACAAAUCCUCCAAGAAGGCAAACGAGGCAGAGCAAUCCAUAUUAAAUAGGGCAACUAGUCCUCAAACAGGAGCCCAGCAGUCUGGAGGAAGCUUGAAAUCAAUGAAGGAAAAAUCUGAUAAAGAUUCACAAGAGGGACCAGCCUUGAAAACAGCUGGGCCUGGCGGUGAGAUAACAGCAGGAUUUUUAUUGAAGAAAAGUGGAAAAACAAAUGGUUGGAGUAGGCGGUGGUUUGUAUUGAAUGAAAAAAGUGGCAAGCUUGGUUACACCAAAAAGCAGGAAGAAAGACAUUUCCGUGGUGUCAUUACUUUGGAGGAAUGCAAUAUUGAGGAAGUUUCUGACGAAGAAGAAACCUCAUCAAAAAGUUCCAAGGAUAAAAAGGCAAAUGGACCAAGUUCUGAAAAAGGAGCCAAUCUUGUUUUUAAGAUAACUAGUAGAGUUCCAUAUAAGACUGUCUUGAAAGCACACAGUGCUGUUGUGUUAAAAGCCGAGAGUGUGGCUGACAAGGUUGAGUGGCUAAACAAGCUCAGAAAUGUCAUCCAGUCUAAAGGAGGUCAAGUUACUGGCGAAUCUGGCCUUACCAUGCGUCAAAGUCAUUCUGAAGGUUCUCUUGAUACAAUGACUAGAAGGCCAGCAGACCCUGAAGAAGAGCUCCGGUGGAUGUCUCAAGAAGUGCGUGGUUAUGUUGAAGCUGUUCUCAACAGCCUUGCUGCCAAUGUCCCAAAAGCAGUUGUUCUUUGCCAAGUAGAGAAAGCUAGGGAAGACAUGCUUAAUCAGCUUUAUAGUUCCAUUAGUGCACAAAGCAGUGCAAGGAUUGAAGAACUGCUCCAGGAGGACCAGAAUGUAAAGCGUAAGAGAGAGCGUUAUCAGAAGCAGUCUUCUCUUCUUUCAAAACUAGUACGGCAACUAAGCAUCCAUGACAAUCGAGCAGCAGCUGCAUCCAGCUGGUCCAAUGAUGGUGGUGCUGAAAGUAGUCCAAGAAAAAGCGGACGUGCAGGGGGGGAGGACUGGAGGACUGCAUUUGAUGCUGCAGCUAAUGGCCGUGCUGACCCAUUGAGGUCUCACAGUAGACGGAACAGUGAUCCACCUCAAAAUGGUGAUGCAAGCUCAGGCACAAACAGCAGCCGCCGCACACCCACUCGGAUGCCACCAGCACCGCCACCAUCAGGCUCAUCCUAUAGAUAUUAGAUAAAAAGGUUUGAUACCCAAUUGAUAAUUCAUGCAUUCUUGUUGGAUGGGAGUAGCUUUUCAUCUCACUCCAGGUGGAGCAUUUCUCAACCUCACAUCCAUGCCAUAUUAGCUUUUGUAGAAGUGUUAUAGGUUUGUAGAUAUAUAGAGUUGCGCUUACAUGUGGUUGAUUUUGAUAUGUAUCAAUGUUCAUUAAAAAUUUUUCCCCAUUUUCCAUUUUGUUGUUGACAAGUCCAUCGCUCCAUUCAGUUUUCAAUCAGAUGCAACAGUUGUAUUUGUUGUGCUGAAUCUUACUAGAAAAGUAAUUUUUCCCUCA